CGUCGAGCACUCCAAAUACUAAUUUUAGCCAAAGCGAGAGUGACUGUGAGGGUGAGUCAAAAACUGAUUGAUUAUGCUCCCGGCUGCGUAGUGUAAGAAACAGAGAAAAACAUGGUUUCUUCCAUUAAACCAUGGAUACUUACAAAGGUCAACUUCAAAUAGCCAUAACCAACACAUCACAGUAUAAAUUAAAAGAUGCCUCGACUAUCAAUGUUACCGCGAACUUCGCGGAUUGUAGCUUUGUGCUCUGCUGCAAAUUUCAUCAAUGCUGCAGACAGAGUUAUAAUGCCUAUUGCUAUAGUUCCAAUGACUGACGAAUUCAGAUGGAAUCUUCACUGGCAGGGUUGGAUUCUCUCUGCAUUUGCAUUUGGUUAUUUUACAAGUCAGAUUAUUGGAGCUAAUACAGCCACACGUUUUGGUUGUAAAACUGUAUUGAUGGUAGCAGUUUUGCUGUGGUCGAUUAGCACUGUGAUAACACCACUGAUAGCACAAUCUGUUUUGUUACUUGUCAUAACAAGAGUAAUACUUGGUCUUGUUGAAGGUUUAGGUUUACCUGUCAUAUUUCACUUGUUUGCUCAUAGUAUUCCAGUAGAAGAGCGAUCUCGAGCUUUUGGUUAUCUUGUUGCUGCUGGCUCAGUUGGACAAGUUGUGGCAUCAAUUUUGUGUCCACAUCUAAGCUGGAGGAGUGGAUUUUACUUAUUUGGUUCAAUUGGUAUUUUAUGGACUAUUUUAUGGUUCUUAUUGUAUAUUGAAACUAAUUCCCAAGAUGAGAUUCCACUGUUUUUACCUAAGGUACCUCAAAAUCGUAUAUUACGAUGGACUGAAUUCAUUGCUCAUUGGCCUCUUUGGGCUUUAUACAUAGCUCAUUUUGCUAUGAACUGGAGUAAUUAUAUAAUUAUGCAGUGGUUACCUACUUAUCUUUCAAGGAACUUAUCAGCUAACAAGGAAAGUAUAAGUUUCACAGCUUUACCUUAUAUUAUCAACUCUCUCAUUGGAAUAGCGGCUGGUCAUAGUGCAGACAAUCUAAUACAGAAAAGAUGGUCAGUUUUAUCUGUUCGAAGGCUAAUGACAAAUAUUGGUUUGAUUGGUCCUGGAGCUUUUUUAUUAGCUUUUUGUGCUGUUGAUAAUUUAAUAUUAGCAGUCAUAUUUGUAUCAAUAUCAAUGGGAUUGUGUGCAUGUAAUUCUUCUGGACACUUGAGUAAUCAUGCUGAUAUAGCACCAAACCAUGCGGGUAUAACAUUUGCUGUGUCUAAUACUAUUGCGACAAUACCUGGGAUUUUAUGUGGUCCACUAACAGCCGAAUUGGUGACUGCAUCAAAUGGUCGUUGGAUGCCGGUAUUUGUGUUGGCUGCAGCAAUAAACUUUACGGGAGCUAUAAUUUACCAAAGUCACAGUUCAGCUUCACCAGUAUUGUGAUAUAUGCAACUGCGCACAGAUUGGACGAUCAAUUCGCCAAGUUUGUUGCAGGAGUACACUGUUUAUUGAGUGAUAUUUUAAGACUUUGGAUGUGUAGUGAAACUUAAAGUGAGAGGCAAAACUAAUCACUGUUAAGCAUAUCAAUUGACGGAGAAAACAGUGUUACAAAAGUUGAACAUUGACGAGAUUAGGCGAAAAUAUGAUCAACUAAUACUUCGUGAUAUACAUUAAUGAAACAUGAUAUUUUUAUUUUGCGCACUUUUGUAUAUGCUGUGUACAUAAAACGAUAUUACGAUUGUAAGUUGCAUUUUUCGAAAUAAUCUGAUUAUAAGACCACCAGGGUACUAAAAAAUUACAGCGAUAAAUUAGUUCCUGUAAUAUCGAUAUUUUUUCAAUUGUAAUUAAAAUUUGACUGCUGCAUAUAAAAUUCAAUUUAGUAUUUUGCGGCAUACUUAAUUUAUUUUACUUUUUAAUUCAAUUUAUUUUUCUUACUGAGAGUAAUAAUUUAGAAAAAGUUAAAGAAUCAAUCAUUUUAAAAAACAGGACUUCUUUAAAUAUUCUGAUUUUAAUACUUCUGGUAGCAUUUUUUGGAGCACUGAAUAUUUUUGUAUGAAACUCGUUGAUGUAUCUACAUUCGAUGGGCUGAAAAUUUUACAGUUUUGUUCUAUUUUUUCAACGACUUUUGUAUUCUCAGUCUUAUUGAAAUUUUUACUUUCCAUCAAACUAUCUUCACUAAGUUUAUACGAAAAAUCAUUUUCUUCAAUAUUUCUAGAAGUUUUUGGUGCAUUUGAAUGAGUAUUUGUUUGUAAAAACAUGUCUCUGACGCCAUCAACGCUUGAAUGUACAGUUUUUAUAUUCAAUGAAUAAUCGUCAAAAGUCUUUCGAAUAUUUCUUUCUAAAACAUCAAGCGAACCGUUAUAAACACAAAUGUUAAAUUUGUUGUAUGUUUAAGUAAAAGUUA
Molecule: messenger RNA, 2377 nt
Organism: Phymastichus coffea
Lineage: Eukaryota; Metazoa; Arthropoda; Insecta; Hymenoptera; Eulophidae
Exons: 10
Coding region: 196-1416 (406 amino acids)
Biological process (GO): transmembrane transport; monoatomic anion transport
Molecular function (GO): transmembrane transporter activity
Source: RefSeq, a predicted model, not a curated record